AUGCCGGUUGUCAAAGGUGGUGUUUGGACCAAUAUCGAGGACGAGGUCCUUCGGGCCGCCGUCUCGAAAUAUGGUCUCAACCAGUGGGCUCGUGUGUCGUCUCUCCUCGCCCGCAAGACCCCGAAGCAGUGCAAGGCGCGUUGGAUCGAAUGGCUGGACCCUGGUAUUCGCAAAGUGGAGUGGUCGCGAGAGGAGGAUGAGAAGCUUCUGCACCUGGCGAAGUUGAUGCCAACGCAAUGGCGAACCAUCGCCCCCAUUGUCGGACGUACCGCAACACAGUGCCUCGAGCGCUACCAAAAGCUUUUGGAUGAGGCCGAAGCUCGCGAGAAUGAUGAGCUCGGUCUAGGAGGACCAGAAGGUGGAGAGACGGCGGCGCCUAGUGCGGACGAUGUCCGUCGCCUUCGCCCCGGAGAGUUGGACCCCGAUCCCGAGUCUAAACCCGCACGCCCCGACACGAUUGACCUCGAUGAAGAUGAGAAGGAGAUGCUCAGUGAAGCUCGUGCCCGUCUCGCCAACACACAGGGUAAAAAGGCCAAGCGCAAGGCCCGAGAACGCCAAUUGGAGGAAUCCCGUCGGUUGGCGGUGCUGCAGAAGCGUCGCGAACUGAAGCAUGCCGGUAUCAAUGUCAAGGUGGUUACUCGGAAGCCCGGCGAGAUGGAUUACAACGCAGACAUUCCAUUUGAGAAGCCCGCUGCUCCUGGAUUCUACGAUACGGCCGAUGAGCAAACCCGGAAUGAGCGCCAACGGGAAAUGUUCGAUCCCCGCAAGCAACAGCUAGCCAACAAGCGGAAGGGUGACCAAGACGAAGACGCCGAGCGCAAGAAGCGCAAGAAUGAUAAGAACAGCAACUCGGCUGCUUUCGCUGCGGCUGCACGUGCCGGUCAAAUGCAGAAGAUCCGCGAAGCAGAGCAAAGCAGCAAGCGACGGGGUCUCGUUCUGCCUGCACCGCAGGUCGGCGAGGGUGAGAUGGAGGAUAUUAUUAAAUUGGGUAUGGCCGGAGAAAAGGCCAGCCGGAUGAGUGGCGACGAAGAAACGACUCGGGGUUUCAUUGGGAAUUAUGGUGCGAUUGUUGGAGGAACUCCUAUCCGCACGCCCCGGGCUGCACCAGAGGAGGAUCACAUCGCCAAUGAAAUUAAAAACAUCCGGGCCCUUACCGAGACACAGUCUUCUCUUCUCGGAGGAGAGAACACACCUCUCCAUGAAGGCAGUUCCUCAACAGGUUUUGAAGGUAUUGCCCCUCGACGACAGGAUAUUGUUACGCCCAACCCCAUGGCCACUCCCUUCAGACAGGCCAAUGGUAUGGGAGCCACCCCCAUGACUGGCGGAGUUGGGGCCACUCCCUUGCGCACACCUCGUGAUCAUUUUGCCCUGAACCGGGAAGGUGAGGGUGGACAACUUGUUGGUAGCACUCCUCGUGAUAUCAAGAUGCACGAGAACUUCAUGCGUCAAUCCAUUCGCAGCAAGCUCGCUACACUCCCCAAGCCCAAGGAGACCGAGUGGGAGCUGGAAGAGCUUCCAUCCGAAAACGCUGAGCCGUCUGCUGCUAUGGAGAUGACAGAGGAGGAUGCGGCUGAAAUCGAUCGCAGAGAGAAGGAGGCAAAGGAGAAGGCUGCACAAGCGGAGUUCAAGCGACAGUCCCAAGUAUACCAGCGCGGUCUGCCUCGACCCGUGGUUCUUGACCUCGAUGCUUUGAUGCAGCGUGCUUCUCACGUCACAGAUCCUGUUGAAGGCUUGAUUGCGAGGGAGGCUGCUGUCAUUAUCGCUCACGACUCGCGCAAGUACCCUGUACCUGGUGCCAAGAUCGGAGGAAAAGCACCAAAAUUGGAUCGUUUGGACGAUAGCUUCUUGGAGGCCGCUCGUGCUGCCAUUGCUGCUGAACUCGCUUCAGAAGAGGCACAGCAGCAACAAAAAGAUUGGCAAGACAAGUUUGACGACGUCUGGUCAUCUACUCGGGCUCAAUCACUACCUGGCCUAGUUAACUACGACGACGACAAUGAAGAGGAUGACUUCCAAGAGGAGCAACGGAUGAUAGCAGCCUUUGACGGAGUGCAAACAUCCCUGCUCGCCACCGCUGAGAAGGGCAACAAGCUAGAGAAGAAGCUGGCAUUGCAUUACGGCGGAUACCAGAACCGUGCCAAGAUGCUGCGAACGAAAAUUCUGGAAGCCAGUGCGGCCUUGCCCAAAGCACAAGAUGACCUCGACGCGUUCCGCAGUCUGCAGAUCUCCGAGGAAGCUGCCGUCUCUCGGCGACUGGAGCGCCUGCGAGAAGAGGUGUCCUUCAUGAUGCGCCGCGAGCGUGAGGCUCAGGAACUGUACAAGAGCCGAAAGGACGAGCUCGAUGAGCUUGUCGCUGGUACAGCUACGAUCAAUGGUUGGCAUUGA
Molecule: messenger RNA, 2382 nt
Organism: Penicillium subrubescens
Lineage: Eukaryota; Fungi; Ascomycota; Eurotiomycetes; Eurotiales; Aspergillaceae
Gene: cef1
Product: putative cell division control protein (Cdc5)
Exons: 4
Coding region: 1-2382 (793 amino acids)
Biological process (GO): mRNA splicing, via spliceosome
Cellular component (GO): spliceosomal complex; Prp19 complex
Source: RefSeq, a predicted model, not a curated record